Molecule: messenger RNA, 1167 nt
Organism: Dictyostelium purpureum
Lineage: Eukaryota; Evosea; Eumycetozoa; Dictyosteliales; Dictyosteliaceae
Exons: 1
Coding region: 1-1167 (388 amino acids)
Source: RefSeq, a predicted model, not a curated record
AUGAAUUUUAUAAAAAGCGCAACUAAUGCUUUAGAAACAACCACCAAAGCAGGUGCAUCUUUAUCAAGACAAGCUACUGAGCAUGCCAGUCCAGAACAAUCUAAUAUUGGAUCUGAAUUCGCUACAAGAACCAAAGGAGUUAGCCAAUCUUUUAAAAACACCUCAACAUCCUCCCCAGUCCAAAACAAUGAAGCUGAAAAUGAAGACAACUCUAACAAUAAUAAUGAAUCAGUUGGUUUAAUGGGUAAAAUUGAAGAAUCAUUGGGCUCUUUAAAUAUAAUGGGUAAUAAAAAAAACAAUAACAACACAAACAGAUCCCAUGAAAGAAACUACUCUGUAGACAAUACAGAUAAUGACAAUGAUAAUAACAGUAGCAACUCCAAUAGAAACACAAAUGAAGGAUUAAUCAGUGGUUCAUUGCAAAAGCUUCAUAGCAUUAAUGAAACAGUUGAUGAAAAACUCACCUCCUUCAAAUCUAAAAAACCAAACCAAUCACAAACAAAUAAUGAAGAUACAACUUCAACCAAUAAUGAAGGAUUUUUUGGUAGUUCAGUAAAUAAAAUUCAUAGUUUAAAUAGAAAUGUUGAAGAUAAAGUCGAAAGUGCAAUGGGAUUAAUCGGUUUAAAACCAACAUCAUCAGUUACCCACAAUACCCCAGUCCAUCAAUCAACCCAAAGUGACACAAGCUUUGUAGAAAGAUCAAGAGAUAGACUUAAUACAUCAAAUGAAGAUAAUCAAAAUAAAGGCUUUAUGGAUUCUGCCAAAGAAAAAUUAGAAAACUUUACCUCAACAAGAAAUACUUCAUCUAGAAAUAAUGAAAAUGAUGUUGAAGAACCAACCUCUAACACCAAUAAUAGAACUUCAUCUUUUAUGAAUAAUGCUAGAAAUAAAUUAAACAACAUUGAAGAAGAAACAGAAAAUAAAUUUAAUAACCCAAAUAGAAAUACCUCAUCUUAUGAUAAUGAAGAUUCAAAUAGAAACACAUCAAAUCAAAGAGAAGGUUUUUUAGAAAAUACCAGAAACAAAUUAAGCUCAUUUGGCCAAAGUGUAGAAGAAAAGUUUGAUAAUAGAACAUCCUCAUCAAAAAACAAUUAUACCAGAACAUCAAAUGAAAGUAAUGAUAAUGACUAUAGUUCAAAUGAUAACAAUAGAUCAAAUAAUUAUUAA